Schistocerca nitens (vagrant locust) is the source of this 1689-nucleotide messenger RNA. Its product is annotated as probable cytochrome P450 304a1. The record is from RefSeq and is a predicted model, not a curated record. The coding region runs from base 104 to 1387 and encodes 427 amino acids. Gene Ontology annotation, molecular function: oxidoreductase activity, acting on paired donors, with incorporation or reduction of molecular oxygen; iron ion binding; heme binding. The transcript has 8 exons. NCBI's taxonomy places the organism in Eukaryota, Metazoa, Arthropoda, Insecta, Orthoptera, Acrididae.
GCGGUUGCUGUGCGUUACGUAUGUAAGCGAGAUGGUGGGGAGCUAUCUCGCGCGCGACUGCUCUCAAUAAGAGCACAUCGCCGCUACAAGGUGGAGAGUCAAAAUGGUACUCUUCGCCUUGGUGUUGGCAGCGCUGGCGCUGGGACUUUUCCUGAGCCUCUUGUGGGCCGAGUACUCCAAGCCUGCCAACUUUCCGCCAGGAGUGUUCUUCGUAGAUGGAGAACUGUGGAAGGAACAACGCCGCUUUAGCCUUCGGCAUCUGCGCGAUUUCGGCUUUGGACGUCGUUCUAAACAACUGGAAGCUGAAAUAGAAGCUGAAGUGAAGGAUUUGCUUGAAAUGAUCCGCGGUGAACGAGAGGGGGAGGGCGUGGUGCGCGAGUGCCCGUCGUCGGCCGGCCGGCGGCUGCUGCUGCCCGAGGCUCUCUUCCCGGCGACCAGCAACUGCCUGCUGCCCGCGCUGUACGGCGGCCGCGCGCCGAGGGAGGCUGACGCGGCGACGCGCGCCCUGGGCCGCGCCGGGCUGGGCUUCCUGCGCUCCACCGACGCCACGGGCGGCUUCGUCACGCUGCACCCCUGGCUGGCCGCGCUCUGCCCGCGGCUCUCCGGCUACCUCGACACCGUGCACAACAGCGACCACUUCCGCUUCCGCUGCGAGCAAAUGGUUGAUGAACAUAAAAAUACAUUGUGUGACGAUGAUAUGAGAGAUUUCAUUGAUGUAUAUCUGAAAGAGAUGAUGAAAAAACAAAAGACUGAGGAACCAACAUUCUUUUCAAAUGAGCAGCUGGUGGUGACGAUGCUGGACUACAUCAUCCCCAGCACGACGUCGCUGGCAGUGGCCCUGACCUGGUACCUGAUGUGCAUAGUGCACCACCCGCGCGUCCUGCGGCGCAUACACCAGGAGCUGGACUCCGUCAUCGGUCGCGGCCGCCUGCCCUCUCUCGAUGACAGACCGAGGACGCCGUACUUUGAGGCCAGCAUACGAGAGUCGCUUAGGCUUUGUACUCUCACCCCAAUCUCAAUUCCUCAUAGAGCGACGCAGGAUACUACAUUGAAAGGGUACUUUAUUCCUGCGAAUACCAUUGUUAUAACAAAUCUGUGGAGCGUACAUAUGGAUGAAAAUCUGUGGCGUGAUCCGAGUAAUUACCGACCAGAAAGAUUUCUGGAGAGCGACGGCACGCUUACUAAGAAGGACUACACUCUGCCCUUUGGUGCAGGCAAACGGCUGUGCCCUGGAGAGACAUUUUCCCGCCAGAACUUCUACCUUUUGUGUGGAGCUCUUCUGCAGAACUUCACAAUCGAGCCAGAUGGCGUACCGCCACUGGAUUCCAACAUACCUGGCUUAGUUGAAACUCAGCCGUCCUUCUGGGCCACGUUCACUCCUCGUUGACUGAGGGGCGUAAGUUCCAUUGUUCAGGAUGUGAAAUGGAAAAUAAUGAUUGCUGACAAUCAAACUAUAUUUGCUUACCUGAUGUACCUUUCAAGUCUCAUACUGAAAGAUUAUCGAGGUACUUCUUUGCAUAUAUAGACAAUUGUUUGUAUAAUCGGGAUUCUUGUCAUAUGAUGAAAUAAAACCCAUUCAUCCUAACCAUAAAGUGUGCCAUUUGAUUGUAUCACAAACUGCAUUGUAAGGCGUAACUGAACUGAAUUGUGUAUGUUUAAGCUAAUGCAAUAAAUGACUCUUUUGAUAAA